CUUUUAUAAUCCUUUAAAAGAAAUUUUGUUUGACAACUAUUUUUUUAUUUUUAAAAUUUUUAAAAAGUUUUAUGUAUGUAGUAAAAUUUUUAAAAUAAAUUUCUAUAGCUAAAAGUAGACCGACUUUUAUUUUUGGCUUAUUGAGCCAAACGGGUCAGCCUCUGGUGUAAAAGCUACUUGGAUUUGUGUCAAUUUGAUAACAUCCUUGACCCAAAUUUAACACACAUUGUUUUCUUCAUCACAUCGGUAUAUCAGUUGCAAGAAAUUGAGAUCGAUCAUGACAUUUCCAAAUUCAAAAAUAUUCCAUCUGAUCAAACCGUAACCACAAGCCAAAAACCAGGAGGAUAUAUAAAGACCUGUGUCGAGGCUAACAUGGAUGCAUGCAUCUCCUCUCUCCAUUUCAACGUGUUCCAUUACAAUCUCUCUCUGUUAGUAUAAAUUUUCUUCCGAAGAUCCAGACAAGAUGAAUGAUGAUGAAUCAGCAAACAUGCAGACAGAAAUCCAUAAAGAUAUUGCGAGUAUUGUUGUAUCUAUAGUCCCAUUGUUCAUGCUCCUAUGGACCAUCUAUACUGGCUCCAAGUUUGCUACCAAACCUAAUACACAUGGAAGAUAUAACUGCUACACUUUCUCAAUUGGAGUUUUCACUGUUGUGCUAGGCUUGACAUAUAUUAUCAUGGGGCUUGCAAUUGUAGCUGAUUUGGCACUAAAUUUGACAGGUCGGCUGCAGCGAGAGGAGAAAAAAAUCGACAUCCAGCAAGAUCUGACUAAGAUGAUUGAUGGAGCAGCAAAGGAUAGAAAGACAAUCUGCAAAGAUAUUGCCCUCUUCAUUGUGACUGUGGUCUCAAUAUUGCUGCUCGUGUGGACAAUUUGCACUGGAUUUAGGCUUGCAACAGAACCAAGAAUAGAUGGAAAAUAUAACCACUUAGCUUUCUUGAUUGGGGUUGUCACGAUUGCCUUUGGUUCAAUAUAUUUCAUCAUUGGGCUAGCAAUAGUUGCAGACUUGGCACAAAAUUUGUCACACAAGUUAAAGCAAAUGGACAAGAAGAAGGAAGCAGUUAUUUAUAGUUGUACCCACGCAGAUGAUAACUAUACUGUUUGAGAUUACUCUUACAGAAUAUACUUUGUUUUUUAUAUAUGUUAUAAUGAUGUUAGAAAAAAUUAUAAUUUUACUUUUUUUCUUUUAAUUAAAAUUAUACUUUUAAGAAACUAUAUUCGAAGCACUAUAUUAUGAUUUUAUGCUGAGAAAUAUCCAAUUUUUUUAUUCUAAAUAAUUAAGAGGGCAACAGAAAUCCUCUCCCAAGAAAAGUCUGAUGGUAUAGUUAUUUGUCUGCAUUAUGUUUUGAAGAGGUAAACUAAGAGUUAAGGUCACUCUGAUUUGAAACCAUGCAAAGACUCUUCAAAAAAUCAAACAUUGGAUAAAAACAUUCAGGAGAGAUUGGAUAUGGUUAAAAAAGAAGAGGAUAUUGCACCAAUCAAGGACCGAUAGACGGUUGCCUGAGAUUCAUUGGUUACAAGCAACUGAUACCAUGAAACACAAUAAUCAAAAUGGUUUUAUUCAUUUGAUGGUGCCACAAGGAAAAGAGUAAUGAAAAAGAAAUUGACGUGGAAAAAUGAGGGGCCAUUUACUCAUGAUAUUUCAUAAUUUAUGACUGUAUUCAGAGUAUCUUUAGAUGAAUGGAACAAAAGUUCUCGUAGCUGAUUUGGCUCAAAAGUACAACAAUUUCCAAUAGUUAGAGCAUCUCCAAUCCUUCAUCUUUGCUGUAAUCAAAUUUAAUACUCAAAAAUCAUAUCCAAUCCUUUCAUCAAAUGUUCAUCAAAUUGGGAACUCGUCCAAUCCUUCAUCAAAUUUGAAUGUUAUGUAAAUUUAAAAAGAUGAAGCAUUGGGAUGAUUUUUUCCCCAUCAAAUUUUGAUGAAAAGAGAAAUUUGGGAUAAGAGUUGAAUUUUUUAAAAGAUUUUGAUGAAAUUGAUGAAAGGAUUGUAGUUAAUAUCAAAUCAAAUCAAAUUAGAUGAAAUUUUUGGUGAAGGGUUGGAGAUUGCCUUACUUCACAAAUUAGCCCAAACCAGUAAGGAUGAACUAAAUAAUCAAAAACUUCUACACAAAAAUUUCCAAUUAAGCUUUUUUGUUUCUUAACCAGAGUAAAAUUUCUUCAUAAUCACUACUUCCACUCUGUUGUUUGGAUCAUGAGGGGAGGUGAGGAAAAAAAAAAAAUGAUUAUGGUUUCUCAUCCCACCUAUCCAAACAUGUUUGGAAUGUUUGGAUAGAGUAAGACAAAGGUAAAGAAAGUGUUAUGGUUUCUCACCAUUGGAUGAAUAAAAUCCAAUCAUGUUUGGAUAAAGUAACUAAGACAAAAGAAAAGAAGGUAUUUUAUUUUAUUUUACAAAAAUAAGCUUUCAUAUUAAUAAAUUAUGUUUUUUUUAUAAGGGUAAUUUUAAUAUUUUAAACAAGUUUCAUUAAACCUAAUUCUUUUCUCAACAAAUCUCACCAAAGUGGUGAGAAACAAAACACAGAUUUAGGUGGUCUCAACAGCAU
Molecule: messenger RNA, 2531 nt
Organism: Camellia sinensis
Lineage: Eukaryota; Viridiplantae; Streptophyta; Magnoliopsida; Ericales; Theaceae
Source: RefSeq, a predicted model, not a curated record